AUGCUAGGUCACGUGGAGAAUUUCCACAACGCCUUUGAGGGGUCGAAUUUUUCUCCCGGUUAUUUGGCAUUGGCCUUCUAUCAGGGCUUCUGGGCAUAUUCAGGGUGGAACUACCUGAAUUUCUUGGUCGAAGAAAUGAAAAAUCCUGGCAGAAAUUUGCCAUUGGCAAUCGGGAUUGCCCUCACCUUGGUAACUGGUUUGUACAUGCUGACGAACAUAGCCUACCUGGCAGUACUCAGCCCCUUUGAAAUGCUGGCCACAGGUUCCGGAUCCUCCGCUGUGGCAGUGGUGUUCGCGAAGCGGGCAAUGCCCUGGAUCUCCGUGCUCAUGCCCGUCUUUGUCGGUGCCUCGGUGUUUGGAAGCAUCAACGGC
Molecule: messenger RNA, 372 nt
Organism: Hydatigera taeniaeformis
Lineage: Eukaryota; Metazoa; Platyhelminthes; Cestoda; Cyclophyllidea; Taeniidae
Source: the annotation of a GenBank genome assembly